AUGUCCUCUCGUCUCCUCAACCAGUCGCUCGGCCAGCUCGGCCAAAAGGAUCGUCGGGCGGCUCCCGGCGGCGGUUCCUCGCGCAACUCGCCCUACAACCGACCCGACCGAAGCUCGAGCGGAUCGGAUGGAGCGUGGAAGCACGAUAUGUUUGACGCGCACAACGCCGCGGGCGCCAGGGGGAGGGGUCCUCGCGGCGGGCCAGGCUCCGCGGGCGCCUCUCUCAAGCCCACCGCCAAGCUGACCAUCGACAACCUUCACUACGAAGUCAGCGAUGACGAGCUGCGUGAUUUGUUCGAGCGGAUCGGUCCGGUCGUCAAGGCCUUCAUCAAGUACGACCGCUCUGGCCGAUCGACCGGACAAGCCGUCGUCAUCUACGAAAGUGCAGACGAUGCCGCAGCCGCCAAGGGAGAGUACGAUGGCGCGAAAGCCAAGGGCCAGGUCAUCACCAUCACGCAGGAGAUGCGCGCAGAGCGCCCACCGCGCGGCAACGCGUCAGCGGCAGCAGCGGCAGACGGCUCGGGCGGCAAGGAUCUGUUGUCGCGCUUCGACCUCUUGUCCCGGAUGGGAGGACCGAAACCGGAGGCGCCGCGCAACGCGCCCAGGGGACCGGCUGCCGACUCGGCGCGGUCAUCAGGCGGUGGACGCGCGUCGGGUCGGCCCGGUCCGCAACGCAGCGUCAGCGGAGGUGGGAGGCAGCAGUCGACGGGACGCAGCGGUGGCCGCGAGAAGCGCAAGCCCGCGACGCAAGCCGACCUCGACGCCGAGCUCGAGGCCUUCAUGAAGGCACCGCCGGGUGCCGCAGCGGCAGCGCAACCCGCCCAGCAGCCCGCAGCGCAGCCCGCUCCUGCCCCUGCGCCCAACUCGACGGCCGCCUCGAUGCACGCCGUGCCGACCGAGGACGUCGAGAUGUCCUGA
Molecule: messenger RNA, 918 nt
Organism: Pseudozyma flocculosa PF-1
Lineage: Eukaryota; Fungi; Basidiomycota; Ustilaginomycetes; Ustilaginales; Ustilaginaceae
Exons: 4
Coding region: 1-918 (305 amino acids)
Biological process (GO): mRNA export from nucleus
Cellular component (GO): nucleus
Molecular function (GO): mRNA binding
Source: RefSeq, a predicted model, not a curated record